GUUCUGGGUUUCGGUUUAACGUGUAGUGUUCUGUUAACUGGUGACCUUUUGCUGAGUGCCUGCCCGUAAUGACGGCGGCUGAAGACUAGAAACAAACUGUGAAAUUCGGCCUCGGACAUGGAAUUUGAGUGAAAAUCUAGCAACUGGACUGUUUAUUUCUCGCCUCACUGUUUUUCAGAAACUGAGUUUGGUGGACUGCUAAAGUGAAAGUUUACGUAGCGUUUACGUUACUGCAUAUUACUUAACGGAACGCCAACACCGUUGCGGAACCCUUCUACCUCAUUGGCACACAGAACUGGGGAAGGACUGCCUUUGGACCCUUCUCUGAGGAAUGGCGUUAUUUUUACUACGAGGAUGUUUGUUUAAAUGCAGAACGGACAUUAAGAGGGCAAUGUCAGCGACCCAGCCAUACUGCUCUUCAGUGACCUCAGGCAGGCAGCAUGUUAAUGGAGUGGACCUGUACUAUGAGCGGACAGGAAGAGGGAAACACGCACUGCUGUUGCUUCCUGGUGCUCUGGGAUGCACUCGAACGGAUUUUGGACCUCAGCUGAAGUCUCUGAAUAAGGAGCGCUUCACUAUAGUUGCCGUGGAUCCCCGUGGUUACGGACAGUCCCGCCCCCCUGACAGAGACUUCCCCCUUGACUUCUAUGAGAGGGAUGCAAAGGAUGCAUUGGAUCUGAUGAAGGCUUUGGGCUUUAGGAAGUUCUCUCUGCUUGGGUGGAGUGAUGGAGGAAUCACAGCUCUGAUUGCAGCAGGGAACAACCCUGACUUGAUCAGGAAGCUGGUCGUAUGGGGAGCCAAUGCCUUUAUCUCUCAGCAUGACCUCGAGCUUUACAAUGUGGUCCGUGAUAUUUCCAACUGGAGUGCGAAGAUGAGGCAGCCUAUGGAGGAGGUGUAUGGAGCAGAAGUCUUUGCUAAAAUCUGGGAGGCCUGGGUGGAUGGGGUCACACAAUUUGCAAAAAGACCAGAAGGGAGUAUCUGCAUGGAGCAUCUGCCCCUAAUCAGCUGUCCAACCCUCAUCAUCCAUGGAGAGAGAGACCCCAUGGUGCCCAGCUUCCACCCACAGUGUCUCCUUAAACACAUAAAGGGAUCACGGUUACACCUAAUACCGGAGGGUAAGCACAAUCUCCACCUAAAGUAUGCUGAUGAAUUCAACAAAGUAGUGGAAGACUUUCUUGAAAAUUGAGCGAUCCUUUAACACACUGAAUAUUUACACUAAGACUUAAUUUUGUUAAUUUCAAUUUAUUAAAAAGAACCAGUAAUAUAACUAUGUUUUAAUGUGCUUUAUACAUCUUGUUUUAAGUACCCAGUCAUUAUACUGUCACCUGUUACCAGUGAACCUGUCUACCUGUACCUACAUGUUUUUAAAGCAUUCCACAAAAUUCAGACUAAGCAGAUAUUUACAAAAAUCAGUGACAACUUUAAAGACAUUGUGUUUGUACUGUUUUUACCUGAGUAUACAGUAUGUGUAAAGGAAUUAUCAAAUGGUCACAUUCUGUUACAUUUAUGUUUUGUACAGUGUCCAAACUUGCUUGGAGUCAAGGUUCUGUUCUCAUUAGGCACCUAAUUGUUGGAAUUGCUACUUCAUUUCAAUGUAAAAAGUUUUGUAAAUAAAAUGUUUAUA
Messenger RNA from Chelmon rostratus (copperband butterflyfish), 1624 nucleotides. It is a transcript of the gene bphl, whose product is annotated as biphenyl hydrolase like. The coding region runs from base 332 to 1186 and encodes 284 amino acids. The record is from RefSeq and is a predicted model, not a curated record. The transcript has 7 exons. NCBI's taxonomy places the organism in Eukaryota, Metazoa, Chordata, Actinopteri, Chaetodontiformes, Chaetodontidae.